AUGUAAUAAUAGAAUUAAGGAUCCAAAAUUCCAGGUAUCGAAAAAAGAAUAAACAAAAUUGGUAAGCCGAAGGGAAUGAAUUCUUCCAAGCCUUUAGAUAAAACUGAUGCUUGGAGUUCUAAUUAGUAAAGUACACAAGUUAUUUAAACUCUAUCACGUUUGGGAAGAUUUAUUUGUUUUUAACAAACAGGCACAAAAAAACCAAAACCUGACUAGAAUUUAGUACGCAACUAUAAAGCCAAAACAAACAUUUAAGAUGCCCCAGGCAUAUUUCUUAACAAUAACCAAAUAUAAUUAGCCAAACAAAUAGGGGUUCAUUGUGAAAUUAUUGAAAAAUCAAAGAAAAACUGUGUUGUUUUCUUUUUUGGAUUCACUUAUCCUGAAUUUGAAAUUGUUGAAGGCAAACCUAAACUAGUGAAUAAAUUUGAUAAUUUUACGAAUUACCCUCCUUUAUUAAAGAUAGCACCGAUGUUAACCUAGAAGUUUUUAAUUGAAUAUGUCCAUUAUUUGGAAUGUUAGGGUGAUGAAUUAAAGUUUUCUGGAUUGUAUUCUGUAUCUAAAAAUAAAAAUUUGAAAAGCGCAGAUACUCUAUUAUAAUGUCUUUUUACAAAAUACAUAACUGAACUCAAAGAACUUGAAGAAACAGAAAAUAAAAAGAAUUUUGAAUAAUAAAUAGAAAAUUAUUACCUCAACUUUUAUAAUCUACCAGAAACAAAGACUUAAUAUGAAAAAGCUGUUAUUGACUUGUUGGCAUGCAUGCAAAAAGAGGAUGAUGAUUAUGAUUAAUAAUACAUAUAAUAUCAAUGA
Messenger RNA from Paramecium octaurelia, 807 nucleotides. The record is from the annotation of a GenBank genome assembly. NCBI's taxonomy places the organism in Eukaryota, Ciliophora, Oligohymenophorea, Peniculida, Parameciidae.